Anneissia japonica is the source of this 1494-nucleotide messenger RNA. Its product is annotated as serine/threonine-protein kinase ULK3-like. Gene Ontology annotation, biological process: autophagosome organization; peptidyl-serine phosphorylation; autophagy. The coding region runs from base 22 to 1479 and encodes 485 amino acids. The record is from RefSeq and is a predicted model, not a curated record. Lineage: Eukaryota; Metazoa; Echinodermata; Crinoidea; Comatulida; Comatulidae. Gene Ontology annotation, molecular function: ATP binding; protein serine/threonine kinase activity. The transcript is spliced from 15 exons. Gene Ontology annotation, cellular component: autophagosome; cytoplasm.
GUUGCAUAGCAUUAGCGAAACAUGGCAGGCUUAGCCCCUGUCCCUACGUUAAAAGGAUUUAUUUUAACUGAAAAAUUAGGCAGUGGGACAUAUGCAACUGUAUACAAAGGCUUUAGAAAGGUGGCACACAGAGAAGUUGUUGCUGUCAAGUGCAUUCUCAAAAAGGGCUUGUCCAAAUCCUCCACAGAGAACCUGUUGACAGAGAUUGAAAUAUUAAAGAAAGUAAAACAUGAUCACAUUGUCAACUUAAUAGACUUUCAGUGGGAUGGCCAUUACAUAUACUUGAUAAUGGAGUAUUGCAGUGGUGGAGAUUUAUCCAAGUUUUUGGCAACAAAAAGAGCGCUUCCUGAACGCGUUGUUCGACGAUUUUUACAACAAUUAGCUAGUGCAUUACAGUUCCUACAUUCCAACAGCAUAUCUCACAUGGAUUUAAAGCCUCACAAUCUACUGCUCUCCAACUCAUAUGACCCAGUGCUAAAGGUCGCAGAUUUUGGUUUUGCUCAGUAUGUUGAGAGGGAGGUAAACAGUGAGAGUUUAAGGGGCUCACCUCUGUACAUGGCCCCCGAGAUCAUCCUGAAGGAUACAUACGAUGCUAAGGUAGAUCUGUGGUCUGUUGGGGUUAUCAUGUUUGAAUGCUUAUUUGGAAAAGCACCAUUUGCCUCCAAAUCAUAUGGUGAGCUAGCAGAUAAGAUAAAAAGCAAAGAGCCUAUUAAGAUACCUUCAGCCAUUCGCAUAUCUGAUAUCUGCCACGACCUGAUGUUCAGACUUUUACAACGAGAUCCCAAGCAGAGGAUAAAUUUUGAAGACUUCUUUAAUCAUAAGUUUGUAGACUUGGAGCAUAUGCCAUCUCCACAGUGCAUUGAUCGUGCUAAACUUAUUGUGAUGGAAGCGACACAGAAAGAUGUAGAAGGUGAUUAUAAGUCUGCUGCUAGCCUAUAUUGCCAGGCUCUUGAAUAUUUUCUACCGGCCGUCCACUAUGAGAAGAAUCGUGCUAAAAAAGAAGCUUUAAGGUCAAAGGUCCGAGAAUAUAUGAAAAGAGCUGAGGAAUUGAAGCAAUCAUUCAAGCCAUCUGCUGCACGACCUCAGACUGGCAAUCCAAAAACAGGUUCAAAUUCCUUUGAGUUAGAUGGAUUAGCCAAUGGGUGCCCUGCAUUAAAGGCAGCAUUGCAGACUGCGGACCAAGCUGAAAAACUAGAUGAAGAAGAAAACUACCAAGAAGCAUUUAGUAAAUAUGAGGAUGCACUUGGGCAACUGCUACUAAUAUUACAAAAUGAAUCAAAAGGCAAACAAAAGGAACUGUUGCAAUCAGAAGUGAUGCGAUUCAUGACAAGAGCAGAAGAGAUAAAGAAUUAUUUAGAAAUGAAACGUCUUCCAUUACGGCAAGACUCACUCAACCAAAGUGUAAUGGUGUCAAAUGACUCAGACGAAUCCACUCAAUGUACUAUUAUAUUUAUGGUACUGCAACUUAAUGGGUUGUGACAUUUGUGUGAGUUC